UGAGCUCUGCAGACAUUAGUGUGUACACGUAUUAUACGGCUGCAUGGGCUGGACCCGCAGAGUCAAUGGGAACUAGCUAGCUAACUCAGCGCUGGCUAGCUUUCAAGUGGAAACCUAGCUAUGCUAACUUGGAGAAUAUAGCUGAUGUAUUCGGGUCAAGCGUCCGAAAACCGGUCUUUUUCUUAUAACAGUGGGACUUUACUUUCGUGCAUGGGAAGCAGACGACCUUUGCUGCCGCUGGUUAAAAACGCUUCAAGGUGGCGACAGACAAGGUUGCUGGAAAGCUGAGUUCUACUCUCUCAUGGGUGAAGAACUCGGUGUCCCACACAGUCAGUCAGAUGGCUAGCCAGGUGGCCACGCCCACGUCCCUGCAGACCACUACCAACUCCUCUUCUACGUCUCUGUCCUCGCCUGCCCUCUCCCCAUCCUCGCCGGCGCAGCUCAGUCCAGACGAUGUGGAGCUGCUUGCCAAGCUGGAGGAGCAGAACAGGCUGCUGGAGACAGACAGCAAGUCGCUGCGCUCCAUGAAUGGCUCCAGACGAAACAGUGGCUCCUCCCUGGUGUCCAGCUCCUCUGCCUCCUCCAACCUCUCCCACCUAGAGGAGGACUCGUGGAUCCUGUGGGGACGAAUCGUCAAUGAGUGGGAGGAUGUACGCAAGAAGAAGGAGAAGCAGCUCAAGGAUCUCGUCAGAAAAGGGAUUCCUCACCACUUUCGGGCAAUCGUGUGGCAGCUGUUGUGUAAAGCCCAGAAUAUGCCAAUCAAGGAUCAGUACUCGGAACUCCUGAAGAUGACGUCGCCCUGCGAGAAGCUGAUUCGCAGAGACAUCGCCCGCACUUAUCCCGAACACGAAUUCUUCAAGGAGAAAGACAGCUUGGGCCAGGAAGUGCUCUUCAAUGUCAUGAAGGCAUACUCUCUGGUUGACCGGGAGGUUGGCUAUUGUCAAGGGAGUGCGUUCAUUGUUGGACUGCUCCUCAUGCAGAUGCCAGAAGAGGAGGCUUUCUGUGUGUUUGUGAAGUUGAUGCAAGACUACAGAUUACGAGAGCUCUUCAAACCCAGUAUGGCUGAGCUGGGACUCUGCAUGUACCAGUUUGAGUCCAUGAUCCAGGAGCACCUCCCAGAGCUGCACAUGCAUUUCCAGGCUCAGAGCUUUCACACUUCCAUGUAUGCCUCCUCCUGGUUCCUCACCAUCUUCCUCACCUCCUUCCCUCUGCCUGUCGCCACGAGGAUCUUUGACAUCUUCAUGUGUGAGGGUCUGGAGAUAGUUUUCCGUGUGGGACUGGCCAUCCUUCAGAUGAACCAGACCGAACUCAUCCAGCUUGACAUGGAGGGAAUGUUACAGCACUUUCAGAAGGUCAUCCCACACCAGCUCGACAGUGGACCAGAUAAGGUCAUCCAAGCUGCUUAUCAAGUUAAAUACAAAGCCAAGAAGAUGAAAAAGUUAGAAAAAGAUUACACUACAAUCAAAACUAAAGAGAUGGAGGAGCAGGUGGAAAUAAAGCGGCUGCGCACAGAGAACAGGCUCCUGAAGCAGAGGAUAGACACACUAGAGAAAGAAAGUGCUUCCUUGGCAGAUAGAUUGAUCCAGGGACAAGUCACUCGAGCUCAGGAGGCAGAGGAGAACUACCUGGUCAAGCGGGAGCUGGCCACAGUCAAACAGCAGAGCGAGGAGGCCAGUGCUCAGCUGGAGCAGGCCAAGACAACCAUCAGGCAGCUCCAGCAGCAGCAGCAGCCGCAUGCGAAGGGAGCCCCUCGGUACUCUGAGGAGUCCGUCCUGCAGCUGGAGAGAGAGCUCGUGCAGGCCAGGCUGAAGGAGGCGGAGUCUCAGUGUGCUCUCAAGGAGAUGCAAGACAAGAUCCUGGAUAUGGAAAAGAGGAACACAUCGCUGCCAGAUGACACCAACGUGGCACGUCUUCAAGAGGAGCUGAUAGGGGUGAAGCUGAGAGAGGCAGAGGCUCUGACCGGCCUGAAAGAGUUGAGACAGCAGGUCAGAGACCUGGAGGAGCACUGGCAGCGUCACUUGGCACGCACUGCUGGUCGCUGGAAGGACAGCCCCAGGAAAAACACUGUGAGCGAGCUGCAGGACGAGCUGAUGAGCGUGAGGCUGCGUGAGGCCGAGGCACAGGCAGAGCUGCGAGAGACACGGCAGAGGAUGCUGGAGCUGGAGACACAGAAUCAGAUUCACAGUAACCAGCUGCGACGGGCGGAACAGGAGAGUCGCUGUCUUCAGGAGUGUGUGCAAACACUGACGCUGCAAAAUAAAGACCUGCAUGUGCAACUGCAAGAGAUCAAGCGGAGACAAGCUGAGAUUGAAUGCAAGAGUAAAGAAGAGGUGAUGGCAGUGAGGCUGCGGGAGGCCGACAACAUUGCUGCUAUGGCUGAACUCCAGCAGCAGAUCUCAGAGCUUGAGAUUCAGAAGGAAGAAGGAAAGGUCCAGGGCCAGCUGAACCACACAGACUCAAGCCAGUACAUCAGCGACCUCAAAGACCAGAUAAAGGAACUCAAACAGGAGAUUUGCUGCUUAAAAGCACAGAGGGGCUUGGCCAAUCAGCCCGCUUUUGAUGGGAUCCACAUCGUCAAUCACUAUGUGGGGGAUGAUGGGUCUUAUCAGUCUUCAGACGAGGAUGGAGUCAAGGUCCCGAACCUCCAGGACACCCAGCAGAGGAGCGGUGGUCGUAUCAGACUGCGCCCCAACCUUGGAGACACCGACAGUGAGGAGGAGGAGGAGGAUGAGGAGGCCCUGCGACUCUCUGUACCUCAGAGCGGCAGUCAAAAGUCCACCACGGUGUGA
Messenger RNA from Epinephelus lanceolatus (giant grouper), 2789 nucleotides. The record is from RefSeq and is a predicted model, not a curated record. NCBI's taxonomy places the organism in Eukaryota, Metazoa, Chordata, Actinopteri, Perciformes, Serranidae.